Molecule: messenger RNA, 387 nt
Organism: Drosophila suzukii
Lineage: Eukaryota; Metazoa; Arthropoda; Insecta; Diptera; Drosophilidae
Source: RefSeq, a predicted model, not a curated record
UCUUUCGAGUAACCCAACAAAAUCACUGUCAAAUUUCUAAAUUUUUAUUAAUUUAAAAAUUAAUACAAAAAUUCGAAAUAUCAAACCAUGGAUAGAACUCCGCCUUUCAAUCAACCAUUCUAUAACACCUGCGAGAUGUAUCCACGCCGCAGGACAACGGAAUUCUAUAGAUCUCCGGAGCCAAGAGCAUCGUGUCAAAGUCGAAGGCCAGAGCACCCGAGGGAUGUGCUGAACGUAACCCCCGACCAAAAUCGGGAGGUCGCUCGCCGAUUGCCACGGAUUCAGCCUUCCAAUAACUCUGAUAGUAAUGUUCUUCGAAAUGGUUAUUUUUCGUAAAUUUCGCUCUCUCAUAAAAUAUUUUGUAAUAUAUUUAUCAGUUUAAAAGAA